AAAAAAAAAUCAAAUAAAAACACACCCUCGCACAAAUCUUUACAUAAAACUUUAUAAAAACAAUUGUAAGAAUCUUUGAACGGAAUUUAUAAAUUAAAAAAAAAAAACUUACAAUUUUUUUUUUUUUAAGAAUCCUGGAGUUGAAUUGAUGGAUUACUCAGAGCAAGAAACAAAUAAAAACGAAAAUAAAGAAAGAACACAAAACAGCCAACAAUCUUCUUCAUCUGGGUCUUUUUCUAAUCGUAGACGUCUUGGUGGUGGUGGUGGUGGUGGCAAAGGCAGCUCCGGCGCCGUUGGUGAUGGUGGUCAGUUAAGGUCAAGUUAUUGUAAUAAUAAUAAUAAUGGUGAUGAUUAUAAUAAUAAAGUUGUUGAAGAAGAUAAAGAUUUGUUUGGGUCUGAUAAUGAGGAUUAUGUUAAUACUCGAGCUUUUAGCCUUUUUUCGAUUCCUGUUUUACCACGACCCCGGCCACGUUAUUCAUACAAUAGCUCGAGCAGAGGAGGAUACGGGCGUGGACAUUGCCAAUAUGAUAGAGGAGCAGCCGGCAUCCGUCAUAGGCCUGAUCCAAUUCCACAGAGGGCAGAUUAUGGUUAUGAUCCUGAAUUCUAUGCUCCCCGUAAUGAUGAACGUAAUGGUUCUUCAAGUUUUCAAAGAGUGAAAAAACAGUAUCCAGGAGAUGAAUAUUAUUUCAAGAGGUAAAGCAUGCUUUAGAGGAGGAUGGUUGAGUUUUCAAGUUUAGAAGAUAGUUCUUAUAAGCUGACAUAAGACAACAUAAUCACACAAGAUAGUUUUUUGUUCUCCCAAAAUCUUGGACCUGUACAGCAUCUAUGCGAGGCUCCAUAUUUUUGGUUGGGCUUAUUUUUUUAUAUUAUUAUACGUUUACAUAUUUUCUCUGUUUUGUUCCACAUUAAUUUUUCUUGGAUGAUGUCAAAAUAGCCUUGUGAACUUAGCCGUGUGGAAGGUGGAGAAGUAUGUAAUAUCCAUAACCCAUUUUGUUAACCUUUAUAUCAUUUCGCUAGCUAAAUUGACAGAUUGAUUUGUAUAA
This is a messenger RNA of Erigeron canadensis, 1043 nucleotides long. Its product is annotated as NAD-capped RNA hydrolase DXO1-like. NCBI's taxonomy places the organism in Eukaryota, Viridiplantae, Streptophyta, Magnoliopsida, Asterales, Asteraceae. The record is from RefSeq and is a predicted model, not a curated record. The transcript is spliced from 2 exons. The coding region runs from base 149 to 697 and encodes 182 amino acids.